Aspergillus thermomutatus is the source of this 915-nucleotide messenger RNA. RefSeq lists its product as uncharacterized. NCBI's taxonomy places the organism in Eukaryota, Fungi, Ascomycota, Eurotiomycetes, Eurotiales, Aspergillaceae. Gene Ontology annotation, molecular function: carboxylic ester hydrolase activity; palmitoyl-(protein) hydrolase activity. The coding region runs from base 1 to 915 and encodes 304 amino acids. The record is from RefSeq and is a predicted model, not a curated record. Gene Ontology annotation, cellular component: cytoplasm. Gene Ontology annotation, biological process: protein depalmitoylation. The transcript has 2 exons.
AUGCCUUCUUCCAAGCCUUAUCCCCCUCCCCUCGUCAUCCCGCCUCUUAGGAAUGACCAACAUACGCAUACAAUCAUUCUCCUUCACGGCCGCGGCAGUAAUAGCGAGCGCUUCGGCCACGUCUUCAUCGAAUCGACGGGCAUCGCGAAGCGCCUCCCAACGACCAAAUUCAUCUUCCCCACCGCGAGGAAACGGCGCUCUACCGUACUGAAACGGAUUCCUAUCAACCAGUGGUUCGACAAUUACUCGCUUGAGGAUCCGAAUACUCGGACUGAAUUACAGCUUGAUGGACUACAGGAAAGUAGUGAAUUUCUUCGGAGAUUGAUUGAUGAAGAGGCGGAGCUCUUGUCGAAUGAUCCCGCUGUUGGCGAUGGGUAUCGUCGGGUCGUGAUUGGGGGUUUGAGCCAGGGGUGUGCGGCUUCUGUAUUCUGUCUCUUGGGGGGAUUUCCUUCUGUGAGAGAAGGUGGAGAGAGCAAAUUGCUUGGGGGAUUCAUUGGGAUGAGCGGGUGGUUACCUUUUGAAGGGGAGAUUGCUGGGUUAUUGAAAAUUGACGCAGGCGAUCGAGAAGGAUCACAAUCAGAAGCCGAAGAAGACUACGACAACCCGUUCGCCCACGAUACAGAUGGUGACGAUGUCCCCGCACACAUCCAGGCAGUCAAUCAUAUCCGGGAUAUUCUCGGUAUGCCGCCCUGUCAGUAUGACGCCGAUGACUCCGAGAAUGCGUUACAUCCCAAGGUGUCGGUAGACUUGGGACGACGGAUGGCGUCCAUCCUAUCUGAUGGGUUCGGGAUGGAUGUGACGUGGAAGGCAUAUGAGGAGUUUGGACACUGGUAUAAAGUGCCGAACGAAAUUGAUGAUGCGGUGCAGUUCUUGAAGGAGAAGGCUGGGUUUCCCGUUGUUGAGGAGGUUGAGUAG